Messenger RNA from Ambispora gerdemannii, 214 nucleotides. The record is from the annotation of a GenBank genome assembly. Lineage: Eukaryota; Fungi; Glomeromycota; Glomeromycetes; Archaeosporales; Ambisporaceae.
UGCAAAAUGUGCAAUGAACGAAAUCAAAAUGGCUAAAGCUAUAAUUCCAACUGUAUUGCUCAACAUGUUGAAUAAAUCGAUGCAGGUACAUGGUGCAGCUGGAGUAUCUGGUGAUACGUAUUCCAUUAGCAUAUAUAUUGUGCUCGGUAGAACUUUGCGACUUGCCGAUAGACCAGAUGAAAUUCAUAUUCAACAGAUUAGAAAAUUGCUAUAG